CCAACUUCUCCUUAGCCACUUUCUUUCUAUUUUCCAUCUCCUUUUUUUUUGUUUGGCAUUUCCUUGCUCUGUUGUUUUGUUUUUUUCUUAUUCUUGUCUCCGUAAUUGUUACUCCGGCUCGUUUCAUUUUUCUAUUUCCUUGUUGUACGACAUAUCGGUUUCCAUAGAGCGAGAGCCAUACCUUCGCUAUUCCUUCUUUUCUGCUUUAGCGUGUUGAGCCAUGUUGAGAUGCUGGUCGUCUCUCCUCUAAUACCGGAUCUUUCUUUAGAUGUUUCCUAAUAGAAUGUCUAGGGGGCUCCCUUCGUACAUGCUACUGUUGUUCAUCGCACUCAUUUAUACUGUAACAGCGGCACCCCUCAACUCAGCAGGAGGCCUCGAUUCUUUUGUUCCUAGUUGUGCGAUUCAGUGUUUCGAUUCAUUCCUUAAUAUCAGCUAUGGAGACCACACUGCGAGAACAUUGGCAGAGCUUUGCCCACUCAUUGGAGCAUAUGGAUUCACAAUCGGAGAGGCGGCCGUCCAGUGUCUUGUCGCGGAGCGGGCAGCAGGUGCUUGUUCUAAUCAGGUCGCAAACAACGCGGUGAUUGAUAAAGCCUACUACAUGUGUUUUGGUCAGCCUAGUGCUCUGUUGCCCACUCACACCGUCAUCACAGCUACCCUUGCCAUGCCACUCUCCGGCACGGGACCAAUUACAUUUCCAUCAGUUACCAAGACUAGCCACCAGACUUCGAUUCCUACAGCAAUCUCCGGAGAGACCCAGUCAUCGAUAUCGCUUCCCACAACGCUGAUUACAGAUCCGACUUCGUUAUCCAAGUCCAGGCCGUCUAUGACUGGAUCUAUAGCCAAACCGACGGCUACUACCACGAUUAGACGAACAACUAAAUCGGCCACCUCAUUCAGAUCAUCGACAUCGCCUCUGACCGAUGUUUUAACAACUGAUCCAACGGGCCUGGCAUUCACCAAGACUACCGCAGCCACAGCCGAGACCAGUACCGGUACUAAUGUUCCCAAUGGCAUAGUUGGCGGGCAGGGUGAAAAGAAGGCCUCGGCACCUCUCAGCAAUGGGCAGGUAGUAGGGAUUGCCAUUGGCUGCAUUACCGGUGCAGGAUUUAUCGGCAUUGGAAUCGCAGUCUUCUGUCGAUGCCUUCGAAAAAGAAGAUCUCAAUUUGGUAGGAAGAUGAGAAAGGAUGGGCGAUUGCUGAGGGAUUCAUGGGGCCCAGAAAAGCCCAACGGCGGUGGAGGAGGCACCGACUCAUGGAUCGUGAAUCAACUCCGAGCGCCUCUUGAUCCUGGCCCUGUGCCUACUCCGACAAAAUCGUGGUAUAAUAGAGCGAGCUGGAGGCCUAGCGCCAUUGGACUGGCAAUAUCACCCUCACGUACAAGAGACGUAAAUCGAGUAACGACGCCAACAUCGGCGAGGCCACUAUCCAAACUGCUUCCAGCCAAACCUGUUAUGGGCCAGGGACCACCACGGCUAGAAGUAUCGCUCCCUAGCCGGGACGGCGACUCUCAUUUCGGUGCCGCAGCAUUCAUGGGCACGGCCGCAGCCGGUCUAGCUUCAGGAGCCGUCAUGAGCGGUGCCAUGGCUGCCUCCUCAUCGCCUAGACCUGCGGCUCUACCCAAAGUGCAGCCUAUGGCGCAGCCUGCGAAUCGUGAACCAACAACAACCACGCAAUUCGCCCAACCUCGAAGUCUUACCCCCCCUCGAAUUAUAACACCUCCUAGAAAUCUCGCAUCUCCUCGAAGCAAGCCUCAAUCGCCUUUGGCGCUGAAGCUGAUCAUUCCAAAGAAAGGGGCUUUUAAACCAUUCGUGCCCAUACCCGUCAUCAGCACCAGGCAUGAUAGUUCAACCACGGAAUUUGAAGAGGAUGGUAGGACGUCGCUCUCGCCGGGUGGCCAAAUCUGGAGGCCACCUUCAGCCGAUCCUCUCACGGCGGCUCCUUACUAUGUUGCGGAUAGGAAUGGUAACUGGAAACUUGCGGACCCGGUACGGGCUCAAGAGAUUGCAGAGCUUGAGGCCUCUAUAAGUCCAUUGACGGCUGCUCCCAGGUCUGCAGCACCCAAAUUAGUAGCUGGUCUAGGAUUAGCCACUGGAGCAGCUGAGGCUCUGGAGCUUGUAAAAGCUGCGAGUAGGCGGGAGGCAAACAGAGCAGCCGCAAAACUCAAGGCUGCUGAGCAAUCUAGGCAAGAUGGCUUGGGUAUAAUGAUUCCCCCGGAGAAAACGAUCAGAGCCGUUGAACCAUCACUUUCUUCAGACGAAGAAAUUCAAGAGCAAGAACAGGACCAACAACCAUAUGCUCCGCGGCCCCUUUUUUCAGGGAACGGUAACAAUAUCAGCUUUCCUCGCCGCCUGUCAUCCCACCGUCGGUCUUCGACCCGGUCUCUGACCCGUCCUCGAAUUACUUCUACCGAUAGUGGCGUAACCACUUUUUCGACUUCCACAGAGGACGAUACUGAGUUGAGAUCGCCGCCUGGAGCAGAGCAAUUGGGUAACCUCUCCCCUGUAGUCGAGUCUCCGCGGUCUCUACGACCUAGAAGGGGCCAAUCACCGACGCAAUACCCCAAGAUUCCAGCUAGCUUGAACGCCGCGAUCCCUUCUUCGGGAAAUCUGAAUAUUGAGAUGGCUACUUCUAAGGGCGGAAAUGCAGCAGCGCCUUCUAAGCCCGCCGCGACUGACCGUCCAGCGCAGAAAAGCCCGAGUUUUGGGGCCCCUCUUGCUGCUGGCACAAUGUCUUCCAAUGACAAUAAGUCAAAGCAACGGGGGAAGCGGCCUAUGGGAAGUGAUGCCGUAGGAGCUCCUAAUGCUAUUAGAACCGGCUCACCGAUGAUGAGAAUGGAAGGUUCAACGUCUCGAACAGAUGAAAGAUAUCUGGGACCGCGUGGCCAAGCAUCUCAGCAACCUAAUAUGUCUGCACAGCCAAACGCCUCCUCACGGCCAUACCCGCCGCAGCAGAAUCAACAAUAUCCUGCACCAGCUUAUCAAAGACCGACGGGUUCCAACAACUACCACAUGCCAUACCGGCUCCCUCCCCACCCGACUGCCUACAGGCCGAAUAUCGAUUCUUCUGGCUAUCCAUACCAGACUCGCCUCCCAGAUCUCAACCAGGGCCCUAUGACUUACAACAUGCCGUAUGCUCCUCAGCCCAAUAGAUACCCGUACCACCAUCCGCGUGAUCACCAGCCACCCUUUGCACAGCAGUCCUCUGCCCGGCCGAUUUCGCAGCUGCCGCAGCAAAGGCAACAGCCGAGCCAGCGACCACAGCAACAACCUCAACAGCAGCGGCAACAACAACAACAACAACAACAACAACAACAGCCGCGACCACAGAGGCAGCAACGGCCGCCGUCUCUAGGACGUAUGCCGCAACAGCAGCAGCAACAACAAGACUUCUACCUGCAACCCUCCGCCUCAUCAUAUUACCCAAGUGGCAUCUCCCAGGGCCCCCUCCCCACCGGCACCUCCACAACCACCACCGCAAGCACCGACUCCCAGUCAUCCUCUCUCCUCGCCAAGCGUCUCGGCACCUCCCGUGCCGCCAACAUGGCCCUCCCAGUGCCCCAAGCCACAACAGGCUCAUCUUCGCAAAACAAAUGGCAUCGCCAGGGCCAGCAGGACCAGCAGCAGCAGCCCUCUACGCCGCAAAUGCCUCCGCCGCCCCAGCAGCCCGCCGAGUUGCCCGCGACGCCCGUGUGGAAGCCCAGAUUGACUCCCACGAGGCGCGGAGAUGACUUGUACUUGAUUGCGCGGUAAAAAAAAAGCUGUUUAUCUUUUUCUUUCAUCUGUUUCUCCAAUCUGUUACACAUUACGUAUAUACCACGUUCAUUCCGCACCAUGUACACUUAUGAGGAAAAGCGGAAGAAAAAAUUGUACUCCCUGUUAAAAAAGAG
Trichoderma asperellum CBS 433.97 is the source of this 3885-nucleotide messenger RNA. RefSeq lists its product as uncharacterized. The record is from RefSeq and is a predicted model, not a curated record. Lineage: Eukaryota; Fungi; Ascomycota; Sordariomycetes; Hypocreales; Hypocreaceae.